Parasteatoda tepidariorum (common house spider) is the source of this 514-nucleotide messenger RNA. Lineage: Eukaryota; Metazoa; Arthropoda; Arachnida; Araneae; Theridiidae. The record is from RefSeq and is a predicted model, not a curated record.
AUGUUGAGCGAGGACGUAAGCGUUCUCCAUUAUAACGCUCGCCCCCAUACUUCCCAACAAAUUUUCACUCGACUGCAACAUCUUGGAUGGAGCGUCGUCACCCAUCCACCCUAUAUUUGGGACUUGACUCACAGUGACUACCAUCUCUUUUCAAAGUUAAAACAGAUUUGUCUGAAAAGCGCUCCAACAGCGACAACGGAAGCUGAGUGUAAUGACGUAAAGAAUGUUGAGAAUUGCAGAGUAAGUUUAAUAACGAUUGAGUAUUCCUUUCGACAGUUUCAACUGAAACGACACAUUUACCAGCCAAAGUAUAAUAGUAUUGAACUAUUCAGCUACAUAGGAGGCUAUAUGGGGCUAUGGCUUGGCAUAAGUCUGAUUCCAAUAUUUGAUUUAAGUGAAUCAAUUUUCAAAGUCUUACACUUUUCUCUUAAGAAGAAAACUUCAAGAAGAGUCAAGAGACAAAAUAAAUAAAAUUGUUUUAAUAACCAAGCUUUGGAACUUUCAAUAAUUUCAU